ACCAACCGGUCCGCCGAUCGGCGCACGCGGGCUGCGAUCUAUGCACGGUCUUCGGUUACGUGAAUUAAAAAAGUUUUGAGCCAGUCGGUCUGUGACACUCUGCGGCAGCAGUCAGUAUCGCCGCGAAUAUAGAAAUGAAUUAAGAAACAACCAAAAUGAUCUACGGAGUACUUUUACUGGCGCUAACUGCACAAAGUUUUGGUCUAAAAGUGUGUGAUAGACUUAACAGUGUAGACAUAAGUGAUGGUGAUAUGUCAAACGAUAGUUUAACAGUUGUUAAAGCCGGGAUUAAGUAUGCCAGCAACGAGUACUUUUACGACGAAGAAAGCGGCAGUCUUAGAGGAUGCGAGUGUAAAAGGCAGACUUGUAUUAGAAAAUGCUGUCCCAUUGGGCUUGGUUAUGAUCCAAGGAAGAAAACCUGUGUUCCAGUGACGGAGGAGUUUGAUCCUCCGGUCUGGAAUAAAUACAGGAGGCUGGAGGGAGUGAGGGCCGUGGAUAGGUUCCGCUUCAUCACUCAGAAGCACAACUGUACGGAUCCUGAGGUCAGGGUGCGGACCGGGCAGGUGACCCAGAACUAUCAUAUUGUGCAGGAUGGCUCCCUCUACGUGGAGAUGCCCAACGUAAUCCCCCCAUGGACGGUCCGUGGCCCAGACAAGUACUGCAUCGACACCUUCGUCUUCGAAGACGAGUAUGGAGGCAGAACCACUCGGUUGGACGCGCUGGUCUGCUUCGCUGAGAACCAGGAGGACCAUCAUUAUGUGCUGAGCAGCACUUGUAUGCUAAUAUCAUGCGUGUUUAUCCUGGCUACGUGCGCGGUAUACGCAUGGCUGCCCGAGCUUCGGAACCUCCACGGGCGAGUUCUGAUGGCUUACCUCAGCUGCCUCUUCGUCGGUUUCUCCUUCCUGACAGCCAUGCAGAUCUUGUUGGUGGUUGACAACAUCACGCCGUUGACGUGCGUCAUUAUGACUAUCAUCAUCUACUUCUCUCUGCUGGUGGCUUUCUUCUGGCUCAACGUGAUGAGCUUCGACAUUUGGUGGACUUUCAGCGGCAAACGCGGCUUGUCUCUUGAGAAGCUGUCAACUCGAGGGCGGUUCUAUGCAUACGCGCUGUAUGCGUUCAGCAUCCCUACCGCGCUGACCAUCCUGAUGACUGCGCUGGAGUUCUCCGGUCUGCCUCCGCACCCGUUACUGCCGAUGCUGAGACACCAGGGCUGCUUCUUAUUUGGCACAAGCAAACUCAUAUACCUGUACGGACCCAUCACCAUCCUCUGCGCGGCAAACAUGAUCUUCUUCGUUCUGACGGCGCUGAAGAUAACCCAGAUUAAGCAGCAGACGUCGGUGCUGAAGUCCAAAGAGAGUUCCACCCACGACCAGCACAGGAAUGACAGGCAAAGGCUUCUACUCUACGUGAAGUUGUUCGCUGUUAUGGGCAUAAAUUGGAUCCUCGAGGUGAUCAGCGCCAUCUACCCGCAAGCCAACAACGUGUGGCGCAUCACCGACGCGUACAACGUCCUCAUCGGCGUCAUCAUCUUCAUCAUCUUCGUCUGCAAGAGGAAGAUCUUCCAUCUCAUCAAGAAAAGAUACAAGCAACUCCGAGGUGAUCCCAUGUCCAGGAACCAGACGACCGUGUCCUCCCGGACCUCCUCCCGCGACGAGAGCCGCCUCAACUCUAUCAGGAUGCACGAGAAAUGAUGACGUCAACUUACACCACGUUGUGACGUCAACUCACGUCACACGUCACGCUACCUCAAACGCAAUUGAAAUUAGACCAAGUUCUAAUUUUUCUUUAUGAUUCUAUCUAACAACAGGGUUUUUCCCGCUACGAAUAAAGACCAUACCUACUUCAUGGGAUCAUUUAUAUGCAUCAGCGGUGGCCAACUUGAUUAGACAUAAGAUCAACUGUUUACUAACGAAACCCUGGGCGAUCUAUCACUUACAUACUUAUUGAAAUCUUAAAUGAAACAGCAUAGUUUAGUACAUAAUAAUGCAGUAUUUUUUGCCUUGCCACGAUCGACUGGACUAAUAGUUCGUGAUCAACCGGUUGGUCACCCCUGAUAUACAUAGUAAGCUCUUGCUCUACAUCUUUCCAGAUGGAAAGUAAUGAUCAAGUCGACUUGAUGGGUUGGGUGGGAACUAGCUUCACCUGGAAUCCACAUCCACAGAGGAACUGUGGUUAGCACGAAAAACUUUCGAGUUCGAAUCGUUUGCGUAUACUAAUCACCAUCAAAAGGUUUAGUACGAAAACUAGAACAGCGCCCUUGUGAACGUGUCGUAAAGUUAACUUAGUAUUUGAAAUGGUUGCACGAAACUUAUUUUGAGAAUCAAAAUUGACUCGUUAUCGUUUAAUUCGAAGGUUGAGUAUCGAAUUUUGUCGAAUACGCAAACUAUUCGAAGUCGAAAGUUGUUCAUGCUAGAGUCACCUACUGACUAUUUUACCUUAAUAUACUGCUGAAACGCCUGAACGACUUUGUUGCAUUCACCCAAAGUCUACCUUUAGUAAGUAUAGCUCUACCUAUCUCUAAAAAACUUAUUUAAUGCAAUAAAACUCGAGACAUAAGAUCGCCUUCUAUUUAGAUGGUACAGUCAGCGUCAAAUAGUUCGUGACACCCAAAGUGCCCAAUAAGUUGACAACUCAUAAAACUCAUUUAUGUAGGUAAGCAAGUAGGCUUUUAAAAAUCACUUUUACACGUCCCAGUAUUAACCCCACCACUGCUUCAGGACAAUAAAUGGGCCAGUGCUGAGAAGAAGCAGCGCAAGAAACCUUAAUCCAAUUCUAACAAAGACGUGUUGCGGACUUUUUGGCUACUUUGGGUGUCACGCACUAUUUAACGUUGACUGCUACCUAUUAUAUUAACAUCAUAAAACUAUGACGCUUCAAACAUAAGCAAAUAUUACCAAAUUGGAAAGGAAAGCCAACAAAAAUAUUUCAAGGCGACAAACAAAUCUUAGACUCGAUUAAAAAUAGUGACCCAUACAAUAUUUUACUUAUGCCUUUAUCGAUUAAACGACUGACCGAUGGUUAAUUUUUGUAAAUUAUAAAUACUUCAAUAUUAGAAUAUUAUGUGUUUUUUUAAUCUUUCUUCGAGUCUGAUGUGUUCGCUUGCUUCGUAAAAUAUUUACAUAAUAUUAAGCUUAGGAUAAUGUUAAAAACUAUAUUGAGCACGAUUCUUUGAUUUAAAAACUCUAUUUUAUUUGUAUUAAAUAACUUUAGGUUAAGCACAAAUUAUAUUCUAGUCCUUUAGGUAUCUAUUUUAAGGUUACACAAUUAGUUUUUAAGCAUUUUAGUAAUAUAGUUUUAUUAAGAAUCUGAAAAAGUUCCAUAGUUUAAUUUAAAAAAGUUUAAUAAUUUUUCAGUUGAGAAAUACUCAUUGUUAUAAUUAUAAUAAAUACAUAUUUAAUAAAUAUUAAUUAUGUUACAUUUUUGGUUAGACUGACAAAAUAGUGUAGGUACUUAGCUUUUAUUUAAAAGAUUUGAAUUUUCAAAUGAAAAGUAUUUUUGUUUUGAAAAUAUGUUCAUUGUUUCAAUAGCCAUUGGUCUAAUUUAUCGAAUACGCAGACAAGUAUUUAUAAAUAUAGGUAUUGGAAUAAAUUACAUAAUGUAGGCAUGUUAGUGGAUACUAGGUACUACGGCUGUAGUACCUAGUAUCCACUAACACUAACAUUCCAAAUUUACCUUAUACAUUGCGACCAAAAAGAUCAGUUUUAAUUAAAGUAGCCUGACAUUAUGCUUUUCAUAAUAUUAAGAAAGAUCAAUAAAUAAAAUUUUAAUCGAAAAACAGAUUUAUUAUGUAGGACGCUGAUUUAUAAUAAUCUACUUCUAGCAAGAUAAAAUUAUGCAUUUAUUAUAAACGUGUAUGAAUGUGUGUAAUAAAAGAAUGUUUAAAUAAAUUA
This is a messenger RNA of Ostrinia nubilalis (European corn borer), 3890 nucleotides long. RefSeq names its product G-protein coupled receptor Mth2-like. Gene Ontology annotation, biological process: cell surface receptor signaling pathway. Bases 156 to 1691 code for a protein of 511 amino acids. Lineage: Eukaryota; Metazoa; Arthropoda; Insecta; Lepidoptera; Crambidae. The record is from RefSeq and is a predicted model, not a curated record. The transcript has 9 exons. Gene Ontology annotation, cellular component: membrane. Gene Ontology annotation, molecular function: G protein-coupled receptor activity.